GCACUCGACAUCAUACUGCUGGAGAAGUAAACUGAUGUCGUUGUGCGCUCUGGGGGGUUUGUCAGGGGAUGGGGAACCAAGGACAAUGGGGUUGUGACGCCGGGAACCUUGCGGAGGGGGGGAUGUUGAUCGAUUUGCCUGUUGUUGGGCGUGGUGUGCGAGGAAUUGGUGGAUGGGGGGAAGCCAGCUUGUGGACCGUGUGGGCUGUUGGGAGUUGCGGGGUUGUGGGUGCGAUGCUUGCAGGUGUUCGUGUUGAUUUGGUUGCUGUGCAUUUGUGCUGCGCAGUGUUGUUUCUUUUUGCUCUUCAUGUAUUGUGCAGUGCUAUGCUGGGCAUUGGGUGGGAGGGUGUGCGUGCAAUGGUAGGGGUAGUAUGUUGUGGUUGUGCAGUCAGUGGUGGCGGUUGUGCAGCAUGUCAUAUUGGUGUUGGUCUUAUGAUGAUUGGACGGGUGUGGGUGACUUCCACCAGGAGGAGCAGGAGGAUGGAGUUUACCGUGGUUUACCAUGGCGUCGUGUCGGAGAAUACGAUCCUGAUUUUGGAGCGCGUGCAUCUUCGUGAUUCUCCGAUUGGUGUGGAGCCCUGGGAGGCAUCUCCAGAACGUCGGUCGAUGACGCGUUCUUAUGAUAUUAACCUGAACGGUCAGAUGGUACUUCGUGUGGGGACCUACGUCGCUUACCUACGUGGAGCUUUAGUUUCUCUGCGUUUCUUCCUGCGUCGAAUUGGCGCGGAGAUUCCUAUUGAUCCUCCUGAAGAUGGGCGGGAUGUAUUGCUCCAUAUUUUGAGAGCUUUGGUGACUGCACUGGCGGUAGAGCAUGGGAGAAAUAUUGUGCCGACGGCCGGAUGGGGCGUCUCGGUCGGAGAUCCCCUCGCACGUCCGGGUUUAUGGGGCGAAAUUAAGGAAGGUGGUAGUUUCUGCAUGACUCCAUGCGUGGGAUCAAGCUGGCAUGUAACCAGCUCCAAGGAUCCCCAUGGGACAGCGAGGGAUCUUCUUCUUGAUCUGUUCCCGGCAACGGAUGCAAACAUCCCAACUAGACGUGCUGAGAAGCCAUUACCAAGUGGGGUCACAGGAUGCUCACUCCUGGUUCUUGAAGGUCCAGGUUCGGUUGUUGCGCAAGCUCUUCUAGACACCGGGGCUGUGGAGGAGGAGGAGGGGGAGGAGUCGAUGGAGAAACCGACACCGGAGGCCGAGGAGAUGGAUCUACCUCCGGAGGUGAAGCUGCAGCCGCGACGGGCCUCGAGGGCGGCGCGCUCCUCAGGGGAUAGAGCUCCGCAAGGAGGACAAAACCAUGUGGGAGGUCUAUCUGAGGAUCGUGAACGUGAGGGCGCCAACCUGUGCAACCCAACUGCACGCACAACCCAUGGCGGACAUGGCCAUCUGCAGGCGCUCGGCCACCAGGACAAUGUCGUCAUCCAAGUGAUACGGGAUGACAUCUCGGAGCUCGAUAUCCUCGGGGGCAUCCCCAAGGGUAGCGUCAAGCUCAGCCGAGGCGUCCUCGCCGUACUCCUUAGAAUUGUAGCGCCGAGAGGAUGGCGCUCAAGGUCAAGCUGGUCGGCGAAAGCAGUCGAUGAAGGAGGAUCGACCGCUAGUAGCACCACGUGGCUGGGUGGCGGCGACGGUGGAUCGCGAAGAAGAUGGGGUGUCGGAGAAGCGAUUCCGCAUCUUCUGGUACUGUCGAGCAGCCUCGUAGGCCUGCUCUGAGGAGGCGAAGCUCUGUCACCAGAGCUCGAUGCG
This is a messenger RNA of Chara braunii, 1730 nucleotides long. NCBI's taxonomy places the organism in Eukaryota, Viridiplantae, Streptophyta, Charophyceae, Charales, Characeae. The record is from the annotation of a GenBank genome assembly.